GCGUCGUACGACCGAAUUUGCUGGAAACAUCUGGCGCGACGCAAAAGGAAGGAACCCAAAUCUCUCAUAUGGAAAUUGUCGAUACCUGAAGCUGAUAGCUCCACCAUAAGCAAUUCAUCCUACUCACAACUCGCCGAUGCCAUGGACCACAAGGACACGGAGAUGAUGGAAACCGAGCCAUUGAACUCGGCCGCAAUGCAGCCGCUGCGGCAGGAUAAGGACGAUGGAGUCAAGGAGCUUCUCUCAUUAGCUCGCCAGCUCCUCAAUCAAGGCAAGCCCUCGCAGGCUCUUCAAGCGGUUGUGAUGGCCAUGAGAAGUCAGGGUGGAGAUAGUGCUGUACUUCAAUCCUUGCAGCGUGCCCGUGAACUAUACAUUAGUAAACUUCAAGCAAACUCUGCUGUUGACCAAUUGGCCUCUUUGUUUGCUGAGUGUGCAAUUGCAGAAGCAGAGCCUUCAAAGCCUGAAUCACCAAUAUGUUGUAACACAGGCAUCCCAUCUGUUGCAUCGGAUGCUCAUGGGAUUUCCAUACUAGCAGAAACUGGAAGGACUCAAAUUGUAUUGGAUGCCUUCUCGGAUGGAAGCAGCUUUAUCUGUUUGAAGUGCGGUGGUCUUGUAAGUAAUCAUCGUAAAGAGGAACAUUAUGCAUACUGGUGUUGCAGCAUCUGAUGUGCAAAACAUGUGGAGUGGAUGUUUAUUUUCAAUGUCCAGCAGAUGCAUGAUUAGCAGACUUUUAUUGCAUUCAACUGGAUUUUGCUCAUAUAUUCAAGUAUGCUUCUGUGAAAUAUGAUAGAGUUGAUUUUUGUGUCAUAAAAAUUGAUUAAAGAGUGGAGCGGAUAACAAAAACUUAUUCCCAUACGAGGGAAAUGUAGAAUUUUAUACUCCUGUACUGAGCAAAUUGCCGUUUCUGGGUAAUAAAGCUUUGAAACUCGUGUUGUUUUA
Messenger RNA from Carica papaya (papaya), 939 nucleotides. RefSeq lists its product as uncharacterized. The record is from RefSeq and is a predicted model, not a curated record. NCBI's taxonomy places the organism in Eukaryota, Viridiplantae, Streptophyta, Magnoliopsida, Brassicales, Caricaceae.